Molecule: messenger RNA, 1845 nt
Organism: Myotis lucifugus (little brown bat)
Lineage: Eukaryota; Metazoa; Chordata; Mammalia; Chiroptera; Vespertilionidae
Gene: RIT1
Product: Ras like without CAAX 1
Exons: 5
Coding region: 1115-1687 (190 amino acids)
Biological process (GO): Ras protein signal transduction
Cellular component (GO): plasma membrane
Molecular function (GO): calmodulin binding; GTPase activity; GDP binding
Source: RefSeq, a predicted model, not a curated record
AUACAUGGACCCAAAAGCUUGCAUACAGUUCAGAGUUUUGACUUUCCAAAGUAAACCAUUAGAAGUUCAGAUGAAAAAUGUCAAUGUUUUAGCUCUCAUGGUUAAAGGGACUGGAUGAAUGAAACACUUUUAACGGAAAUGCAAAUUAUUGGGAAAACACUCUCAAAAAGGAAGUAGGAUGGGCAGAAGUUUCAACAGAGUUCCCGGUGUCAAGUUCCUUCAGGUACCGGUACCUAAAUAGAGGAAUAUAAUGAUAAAGUCUUCAUUUAUUUCCAUGUUUAAUUCAAGGCCACCUGAAAAUUCUAAUUUUAUUUCCUGUUGGAGGGUAGUUUGUUUACAACAAAACAAAAAUUAUCUUAAUAGGUUUUAGUUAUAUAUGUUUAAAAUACAGAACAUAUAGAAUGUUCUGGAAAACAGAAUAUUGUCCAGAUACGCCAAGGUUGUGGGUUCAAUCUCUAGUCAGGGCACAUACAAGAAUCAGCCAAUGAAUGCAUAGAUUAGAUAAGUGAAACAGUAAAUCCGUGUUUCUCCAUGUCCCUUCCUCUCUGUAAAAAUAAAUACGGAACUCCAGUUAACUAGAACUGAUUUUCAACUGGUGUGCUGCAAGAAUUUUUUAAAUGUGCAAUACCUGACUUGUCAGGGGCACUGACCUCUUUGCCUUAGAUUGUCAAAAUGACAAGAGCCAACACAACAGCCAUCUGGUGUGAAUGAAAAAAUACCUAUUUUGUCAGAUUAGCAAAAAGUUUUUGGUGUGCCACAGAAUUUUAGUAAUUAUGUGUACCAUGAGACAAAAAAGGUUGAAAAUUGCUUAACUAGAACAUCUGAUCUUUGAGACUUGAUCCACUGUUUUCAAAAGCCCAAGUCAUAGCUCUUCUUUGGGGAAAUUUGCUUUUUCUGUUCUUGAGCAGUAAACUCUCAAGUCCUGCUUUGGGGGAGGACUUGGUGGGUACCAUUUCCUGUUAACCCUGACAUUUGGCCGAAUUAGUUUAUCACAAGCUGCAGACAACCCUGAGUACUUUCCUUAUCACAUCCUCUAUCUUUUUCUUUCUGAAAUACGUUUUGAUUGAUUUUAGAGAGAAACAUCUAUGAGAACCAUCAAUGGGCUGCCUCCUGCAUGCCGUCCUCCUUUCUGACUUGUGUAAAUAGUGAUUUUAGCACAUUUGCUUGGCGAGUGAUGCUCUACCCCAGGGCCUUCGGCGGCGAGUGGCAGGAACUGAGGCCCGGCGGCCGGAGGGGGCGGGGCUGCCUACGUCACGGCGCCGUCCGCGCCGCUGGCGCCAUCUUCCCGGCGGCGGGAGGGGUCACGGGUCAGUGCCGGAGCGUCGCUGCGAGUGCAGGACCGCAGGACCGAGGGCGCUCACCUACCGCGGUCCUCGCCACCGAAAGGUGCCUUUUCGCGGCGGCCGGGGUCUCCGCGAGGACGAUGGAGCCCGGAGCGCGCCCCGCCGGGAGCUGCGGUGGCGCCGCCGGGCUCUCCCGGGAGUACAAGCUCGUGAUGCUGGGCGCCGGCGGCGUGGGGAAGAGCGCCAUGACCAUGCAGUUCAUCAGCCACCGGUUCCCGGAAGAUCAUGACCCCACCAUCGAAGAUGCUUAUAAAAUCCGGAUCCGUAUUGAUGAUGAGCCUGCCAAUCUGGAUAUUUUGGAUACGGCUGGACAGAGUUUACAGCCAUGCGAGAUCAGUAUAUGAGGGCAGGAGAAGGGUUUAUCAUCUGUUACUCUAUCACCGAUCGUCGAAGUUUUCACGAAGUUCGGGAGUUUAAACAGCUUAUUUAUCGAGUUCGACGUACUGAUGAUACACCUGUGGUUCUUGUAGGAAACAAGUCUGAUCUAAAGCAGCUAAGACAG